UGCAGGUUCUUUCAUAAUCACUGCUCUCUAACAGCCUCAUAGGACCCAUUUGCUGAAUUAAGCCUUGACUGAUCGGAGGUGAAAACAUGUCGAACGUGGCAUUUUCGGCAUUUGUGUGUUUAUUUUUUGUCUGUUGCAGCAGAGCUAUGCCGACUGCACUCAACCAGGAGGCUGUGAAUGAAAGACCUGUGAUCGGGAUUUUGACUCAACUAGUUUCAGAUGAUGACAUGAAACCAUUCGGGAGGACCUACAUACCUGCCUCCUAUGUGAAAUACAUUGAGUCUGGGGGCAGCAGAGUGAUGCCUAUCAGGUUGACUCUUACUACUGCUGAAUAUGAAAAUAUCUUCAAGAAGAUAAAUGGCCUGCUCUUCAUCGGUGGAGCUGCAGAUUUGGAGACAUCAGACUAUGCCAGGGUGGCGAAGAUCUUUUAUAGACUUGCUCUGACGGCUAACAAUGUGGGGGACUUCUUCCCUAUCUGGGGUACAUGCAUGGGGAUGCAGCUACUGACUGUCCUGGUGGCCGGUGAAAAUCUGCUGGCAAACACCACAGCUGAGAACAUAGCGAUGCCCCUCAACCUAACCAGAGAGGCCCACUCCAGCAGGAUGUUCCAGGGUUUUCCAGACGAGCUGAUGAAGACUUUGACCCAAGAACCUCUGACUGGCAAUUUUCACCACUAUGGAGUUAUAGUAGAGACCUUCCAGGAAAAUGAGAAGCUGCAGAAUUUCUUCUCCGUCUUGUCUACAAACGUUGCUGAAAACGGAGCCCACUUUGUCUCAACCAUAGAAGGUAAGAAAUAUCCCUUCUAUGGGGUACAGUGGCACCCGGAGGUGAAUCGUUUUCAGUGGGACAAAAGGAUGAACUUUCCUCACUCCCCUCACGCUAUUCAGUUGUCGUCUCUCCUGGCUGAGUUUUUUGUCAAUGAAGGAAGGAGAAGUUUACAUCAGUUUGACAAUCCUGAGGAAGAGGCCUCUUCACUCAUUUACAACUACACGCCUAUCUAUGCUGGAAACUUCACAGGAUAUGAGCAGCUCUAUUUCUUCUGAGAUCCUCCAGUGGCUGACUUUGUGUGUCACCCUGCGCAUGUACAAAACAACGCUUUUCAUACAGUUUAUUGUGCAACACAACAUUUGAGCCCAGAACUGCACACAGAAAGUCUGCUGGUUCUAAUCACAGUUAGGCCUUAAACCCAAAGUUUGAUUUCAGCCAUGUGUGUGCUGACUCAGACUUCAUUUUUAUUACACUGAGGAGAAGUUUCUGCACCAGUGGGUUUUUUUUUUACUCUCUUAUACACACUUUAUAUAAAUUUGACUACUUUUAGGCCAUUAAAGAAAUAAAGGAUUUGACAAAGCA
Messenger RNA from Seriola dumerili (greater amberjack), 1350 nucleotides. It is a transcript of the gene gghl, whose product is annotated as gamma-glutamyl hydrolase-like. Gene Ontology annotation, biological process: tetrahydrofolylpolyglutamate metabolic process. The transcript has 9 exons. The record is from RefSeq and is a predicted model, not a curated record. Gene Ontology annotation, cellular component: vacuole. Gene Ontology annotation, molecular function: gamma-glutamyl-peptidase activity. Lineage: Eukaryota; Metazoa; Chordata; Actinopteri; Carangiformes; Carangidae. Bases 87 to 1043 code for a protein of 318 amino acids.